Molecule: messenger RNA, 369 nt
Organism: Pochonia chlamydosporia 170
Lineage: Eukaryota; Fungi; Ascomycota; Sordariomycetes; Hypocreales; Clavicipitaceae
Product: AIG2-like family domain-containing protein
Exons: 1
Coding region: 1-369 (122 amino acids)
Source: RefSeq, a predicted model, not a curated record
AUGGACCCUCAAGUCCUCAUGGUAAUUGCCAUGCUCGACGACUUGCCAGACCUGUCGAACGCGUGGGUCCAAGGAUAUGACAUGAAGCUAUGGAAUGGAAUAUACCCGACCCUUCUCCCAAGGCCUGACGCUAAGGAUCGAAUUGUUGGCAAGGUUUGGCGAGCAACCAGCAUAGCUCAGUGUUUGAGAUUGCAACGGUACGAGACUUCGGCGUACGAGAGUGCAGAUUGCGACAUCCAUCUCGAAAGCGGAGAGGUAGUCAAAGGUCUGACAUUUACAUGGGCGAGGGAUGUAGCAAGUGAGGAGUUGAGUGAUGGGAGGUUUGACUUGAAGCAUUGGCAGGAAAAUCACAAGAAACCGCUGUUCUAG